Molecule: messenger RNA, 9548 nt
Organism: Xyrichtys novacula (pearly razorfish)
Lineage: Eukaryota; Metazoa; Chordata; Actinopteri; Labriformes; Labridae
Source: the annotation of a GenBank genome assembly
GUAGUUUCUUCUACUUUCUCUCUCUCCUGGUUUCUAUUUUCUGCUCGUAACCCUUAAAAAACAAGUCCAAAUAAGCACAUGCUUAUUAUCUGGAUACCUGCGUUAAGUCACACCUGAAAACCAAAGGUGAGACGUCAUGCUCUGUAACAAAAGAAGCUGGUCAUAAUAAACACCUCGGCAUUAUGGCUCACUCACACCAGGAGCUGAGUGAAUGACCAGCUCUCCUCUUCUCAAACUUUAACUCUGUCUGUCUCACACCAAAGGUACGUGUCUUAUCACUCUUAUUUCUGUCCACUUCCCUCCGUGUUGUUGGUAUAAAGGUUUGGCGAUCACUCCGACAGUGAUAGACGAUGUUUUGAGGGGAGGACACUUGUUUCUGACCUGAAGGAUCUUGUCUUCUUGGGCAGGAAAAUGGUUGGGAAGUCCCUGAUUGCCGGUCUGGUGGUCCUUGUGGUGGCUGCAGUGAGUCUGUUCCUCGGGGUAUUCAUGGGCUUGGAGAAGAUUAACACGCCUCUGCCCUCGGACCACUACUACUCUAAGGCAGCUGUGGCUGCGGAUGCUGGGAAGUGUUCAGAAGUGGGGAGGUAAAAAGACUGAGAGUGGAGUAUUUGGAUUCUCAGAUGCAGGAAAGCCUCUUCAGCUUCUUCUGAGUGUCUUCUCAUUUUUUCAGGGACAUUUUGAAGAAAAACGGAUCAGCUGUGGACGCAUCCAUCGCUGCCUUGCUGUGUGUCGGCCUCCUGAACGCUCACAGCAUGGGUAUCGGUGGAGGCCUCUUCUUCGUCAUCUAUAACGCUUCCACAGGUGAGCGUGCAAUUUCUCAUAAUUCCGACAAAGUUAACCGAGUGAAAAUCAUGAAUGUGUCCUCAUUUUCCUCUCAUCAGGGAAGGUGGAAACCAUCGAUGCGAGGGAAACUGCGCCCAUGAACGCCACUGAAGACAUGUUUGGCAACAACACCAGGCUCUCUCGUACAGGUAGUGUCUGCAGGCGGUUGUGUUCUUGGAGUUUCUCCCAGACACAGAGAGGAAAAGGGAAAUAGAUUUUGCUUUCCUUUGCUCUGUAAAAAUGUGGUUCCAACUCUGACAGGACUCUUAUAUCGAGGGUGAUUUAGAGACAGCAAACUUUAAGACGAAAUACUGAACCUGCAUGUUUGUCACAGUGUCAGAUGUCUCGGUCUGCAGGAUGGGAAAAGCUUGUGAAAUGCCUCUGCUGUUUUUUACAUGACAGGUGGAUUAUCCAUCGCCAUUCCUGGGGAGAUCCGGGGUUAUGAGAUGGCGCACAAGAGGCAUGGCCGGCUGCCAUGGAGGGACCUGUUUGAACCCAGCAUCGCCUUGGCUCGUCACGGCUUCCCUAUUGGAAAAGCUUUGGCUCACGCCAUCUUCAAGAGCAGAGAUUCGAUUCAAAAGGACGCCAGGAUGUGGUGAGACAGGAAACACAGGCUGAACUCACUCUGUUUAAUUGUAAUAAUGACUGAGAAGGAUGAAUUCAUAUUUAGUUAAUCAACUUUCUUCAUUUCUUGCCAAUCGUUUGAUGAGAAAGUUGAAACUCUCACAUGAAGCAGCAGCCAGUUCCCAGAGCUCGGAGACCGGUCUGGCCUUGUCCAAAUUAAAAAAAAAUCCACCUACCAGUCGCCUACUGAAGCCUUCUUCAUUACUGCUGUCACACUCUGUGCACUAACAACUUAAUGAGUGUGCUUUGAAACUGCCAGUAGGUGUUUCUCUCUUCUUUAACCGUGAACAGUGCCAAGAUAAACGAAUCCAAGCGAACCAUCUCCUUUGAUGCAAACAAGAACUGAAUACUGAACUCCCAGACAGAACUUGCUCACUGGAAUGAAAAUUGUUCUCCCAGCUUACGGUACAAAGAAGUUUACUUGCAAUCAUGCGUGCAAAGCCGUGUGUCCUUCCCUGGAUUCAGACUUCUUUGGCUCAGAGAUGUAAGACAGGGAUGAAGUUAAAAAAUACUUUUAGUGGUUUAAAAUGUGUUUCAAAGUUAACAGCUGAUCCUGGAGCUGUUUGUUUUAAGUACAAAAAGUCGUCAGUUGGACAAAUUAGCAGGAAAGUUGUCGGACGUUUCCUUCUUCACGUGUCUAAGUUUUGGGUUUGAUGCUCAGACUUGUAUCAGAUAUUAUUAGCAGAGUUAAUUUGACUAAUAUUAACCCUGUUUGAAGAGUUAUACUAUUAAUGUGACACAGAUCAGUUAUGGUGUAGAGGCAAAGCUCUCGAUGUACCGGUCAAUCUACAUUCCUACCCACAUCUAUGGUCACGAGAUGUUGGUAGUGACCAAAAGAACAAGAUCGCGAGUACAAGCCGCUGCUCCUCUGCGUUUAGAGGAAUCGGAUGAGGUGGCUUGGGCAUCUAAUCAGGAUGCCUCCUGGACGCCAUUCUGGUGAGGCGUUCAGGGCACGUCCCACCAGUGGGAGAGUGCAUGGAAGACCAAGGACACGCUGGAGAGACUUUAUCCUGGGAACGCCUAGGGGUCCCCCGGGAAGAGCUGGAUUAAGUGGCCAGGGAGAGAGAAGUCUGGGCUUCUCUGCUCAGACUGCUGCCCUCACGACCCGACCCCGGAUAAGCAGUUUAAGAUGGAUGGACUAUUAAUGUGACGCUGAUAGUGGGAGUCUUUGCACAGUGGACUGUACAGUCAGUGAGCAAGAAACACUGACGGUUCUCUUUUGAAACAUGGAAACAGAAAUAUUUUAGAUAUUAGGAGAUUUAAAGAUCCAGCUGUGAAAGAGAACAUCAUGAACUUAUUUUGAUCUCAUGUGAUUAAUCAAGCUCUGCCAGGUAACACACAAGCAGUAUUUUUCUACUGGAGAUGGGUCUGAUCAGGUCGGUCUGUUCUGUGUUUUAGUAAGUUUAUCUUCUGGGAUCAUCUGAUUGGAUAAAAGCGAGCAGACUGGAUAUAAUCUUGAUUAGAUCAGAUCAGAUCAGGUCAACCAUCUUACAUUUCAAAACCUCCAGUUUGUGGAAUUUUGAACCCAGCAGUCUGGAUUAUCCUGAUCCCAGCAGAGAUUUACAAAGAUACUGAUUUGUCAGACAUGGUGAAACUUUCCUCUUGAAUUGCUGUAUCAGCGAUCUCUCCAGGUCAGAUGAAGUGACGCAAGAAAACAGACUCUGAGGGAAAGACUCAACCGGCAAUCCUUAAUGAACUAAUUCCAUCGGCCAUCUGCACAAUGAAAGGCCCGAAAAGAUGAUCGACCAAAUGCUGAGUAUUGGCAGAGGCUGAUAAUCGUCAGCCCAGAUAAUUCAGGGUUGUUCUGAUCCAAAUGAAACUGGGCCUGAGUUUAUAAUCAGACUUCAUGAUUAGCUGCGGCUCUCACGGUUCUUGUCUGAUUCUCUCUUUUCUCGUUUUCCAGUGAGGUGUUUUGUGAUUCUCAUAAAAACAUCCUGAAGGAAAACGACAUCGUUCGAUUCCCAAAGCUGGCCGACACUUAUCAAAGAAUAGCGGAGGAGGGUCCGGACGUGUUUUAUAACGGGUCGAUGGCUCGCAGCAUCGUGGAGGACAUCCAGGCAGCAGGUCACUACCCACAGUUUUCUUGUUUCUUCAGAGUUAGGAAACUAAAAAAAGAACAUUUAGGAAAAAAAAGCUGCAUAUUUUUCAAACUCCACUGAAUCCUGUUGAUAAAUUGAAGCGUUAUUCUUCAUUUUAAAUCGGUUCUGACACUUUCACGCUCCUUCCAGGUGGCAUUAUCACCUUGGAAGAUUUAUCAGAGUACCAGCCUGUGCUGAAUGAAAACCCUCUGAGGCUGAACGUCGGGGAAUACACCAUGUACGUCCCCAACGCCCCCUCCAGCGGGCCUGUGCUGGCGCUCAUACUCAACAUAGUGGAUGGUGAGUCGCCCGGCCAAGCUCCUGUGCAGCCAUGCAGAAGGAAAGAUGUCAGGUUUCCCCGGGUCGUCCCUGGAAUGUUUUCUGCCUGUUUUGGUGGCUGAAAGCAGAACUGAGACUCGGUCCUUCCUGCCAAAUUAAAUUCACCACCAGCUCCCCAUCUGUUCAGGCAGAGACGGUUUAGUCGGGCUUCAAAUAAAAGUGGCAUCAUUAAUUUCAGAUUAAAUGUGUUCAUAUAUGAAUCAGGAGGAGCCCGGUCUCACGGCUCUAUCUCUGGAAGGUGUCAUGUUGUUAUUUAAAUUGGGAGUUUAAUGACCUGCCACUGACUGACACGGGCUUUUAGCGCCGUGAUUGAGAGACUCAUUACUUUUAAGGACCAGAAAAUGUGUUUUUUCAUCCUUCAUUUCCUGCAGACAUGUUUGUCAUGUGAAUAUUUUUCAGGGUAUAAUUUCACAGACUCAAGUGUCUCAACAGCAGAGCAGAAGACUCUGACGUACCAUCGCAUCGUGGAGGCUUUUCGUUUUGCUUACGCCAAGCGGAGCAGACUGGGGGACCCGCGCUAUCUCAACAUAACGGAUGUGAGCGUUCUUGUUACAACUCCUUCUAGGGCUGCACGAUUCAUCUGUUUUAAAUCGUAAUCAGGUUUUUUGAUUAUGACGAUGUUAAAAAAUUAAAAUUCUCAAAUAGAUUUUCCUCUCUAGAAGGCGGAAGAAGGCCAAGAAGGCGAUAAUUUCGUGGUUAAAUAGGACGAGAGUGAGUCAGUCGUGUGGAAUUGGUACGUCUUCACAGUUUCAGAUGAAGAUCAAACCACUGCCCGCUGCAAAGUCUGUCUGAAGGCGGUAUCAACCCGUCACCACGGAAACAAAUUCAGGAGUAAAUGCAAAAGUUUUUUGUCGUAUGGGCGUUUCAGGUGACUGUCAACGGUACUUUUUAAAAACGGGUCAGAGAGUGUAUAAAUCUGUAAAUGACGACCAUUUCAUCUCAGUGUGGAUGUCUAUCUGCAUCUCUGGAAACGGUCAUGUGACACGCGUUUCCUUGGCAGUGUCAGCGCCACCUACUAGCUUGGCAUAAGCACUACAUAAUUUGUAGUGGUUUCGUUUUGAGAGAUGAUAGAAAAACUUUUUUAUUUUCAAAGUGAAAUUUGGUAAAGUUGUCACUGAAAAAAAUGCGAAAUCUAAGUUUUUCAGAAAAAGAAAUCGUGUUUUUAUUUUUGGCCAAAAUCGUGCAGCCCUAAAUCCUCCUAUAUCAUUAUGACUACUACCAUCUCCUUAAAGGAGGAGUUUGAGUGUAUAAAGCCAUCUGAGAAUUUCUAGAAGUUUCUGAUACUCCUUUCUAUAAAGGUCACUGAGUGCCCUGCUUCGUUUACCUUUCCUUAUCCGUCAGGAACUUCCUCUCUGUGAGUGACUUGUUUUGCUCUCCUCAGCUCAUCCACAACAUGACCUCAGAUUAUUUCGCUGACGGCAUCAGGAGCAAAAUAACAGAUGACACCACUCACCCAGACAGCUACUACGAGCCAGACUACUUUGUCCCGGACAAUCACGGGACGGCUCACCUGUCCGUCAUUGCUGAGGAUGGAAGUGCGGUGGCGGCCACCAGCACCAUCAAUCUGUAGUAAGACAUCUACCUGGCACCAGUUGUUCAAAAGGGUCGAUCUGAAGAGUGAAAAAGAGGGAUCCAGGAUUUUACUGCCCGUUAAAUUAUCAGACACAAGAAUAUUAAGAAGUAAAUCAAAAAGCAGCAGCAUGAAUCGGCUAAAUUGAUGUUUGGUUUCACGGUCAGUGCAUCCCCUUACCAAAAAGAAGUCUGUUGAAGUGUACUUCAAGGAUACUAUUUUUAAACUAAGUAUGCUUUCAGUUUACUUUGUGGACUUUUCAGAGAUAUACUAAACAAAGUAAAUGUUAAGUAUACUACUUGGCUUGUACUAAGAAUUAUACUAAAGGUCUAAAAUAUAUUUAACCUAUACUUGAGUUCAAGAUAUACUUAAGUAUGCAUUUGUGCUGUGGGUUCAAGUAUACUUGGUCAGUAAAUACUUCCAUAUAUCUUUUUAAGAGUAUACUUUUAUAUAGUAUACUCUUAAAACGAUAAGCAGUACAAGCCAAGUACACAAAUAUAUACCACUAUUCAAAUAAUAGCACACCAAAAAGUGUCUUUCAGAGUCAGUGUGUAGAUAGCCGAGUGGAUUAAGGUAAAAAAAUAAAGGUAUGCUUCAGUGAACUUAUAUAAACUAAAAAAGGGACUAGAAGUUUAUUUCUUUAAAGUACAUUGUUGUAAACUUAAAAUGAACUUAUAGUGUAUACUUAAAGUAUACUAUAAACUAAGAAUGUUCCAAUUUAGUCCAAAGAAGUAUUAAAUUAGUAUACUUUGUAGUACACUAUAAAUACAUGGUUGGCAGUAUACUUGAUAUUCUUAUACUCAAACAUACUUGAAUUUUAAGUAUACUACUUUUUGCUAAGGGUCUCUACUGUAACGCCUUUGAACAGCUGGCUCCUGGUGUCUCCUUCAAAAUAAAAGUCCACCUUAAAAUCAGCAGAAGACAUUUUCAUCUGUGACGUUUUAUUUCCUCAGUUUCGGUUCCAAAGUCAUGUCCCGGUCGACUGGGAUCAUUUUCAACGAUGAAAUGGACGACUUCAGCUCGCCGCACAUGACCAACGGGUUUGGGAUCCCUCCGUCACCGAACAACUUCAUCCAACCAGGUGUGUCUGAACUGAACUCUCUCUGCUGUAUUGAGUCAUGACUUCAGGAUCCAGGUCUGCGCUGAUGGAUGGUUGUAGUUUGAUGAGUCACGUCCCUUGUUUCCUCGCCCUUUCUUUGGCGAGGUUGAUGUUUUCAGCUGCUUUUCACUUCUUCCUGCAUUUGUCAUUGUCAGGAACACAAAUAGCAUCCCUCCUCCCUCCUUUUUUACGAAGGAAUAAUCUCACCCGCAGCCUCACACUGCUGCUCCUCAGUUUGUUUACAGUCAUUUAAAAUAAAUGUCAAAUGAAUGUGGCUGUUUUUAGCUGUUAAAUUACAGCCUGCGGUCCAUCAAACCACAGGUCCAAAAAGUAAACACUCCUCCAUUAAGCAGCCGUGGCCUCAUUCUGUUUAUCUGUUUCAGGCAAGAGGCCGCUGUCUUCCAUGUGUCCCACUAUCAUCUUCGACAAAGAAAACAGAGUGAAGAUGGUCGUGGGAGCCUCGGGGGGCACUAAAAUCACCACAGCUACUGCCUUAGUAAGUCUGAUUCAUUCUCGUACAUCUCCACUCUGCACACGCACUGUCAAACAUUUUCAAGUCUGUCCUUUUUCUCGGUCUGAGCAGGUCAUCCUGAACUCUUUAUUCUUCAACUAUGACCUAAAGAAAGCCGUGACCGAGCCAAGAUUUCACAACCAGCUCAACCCCAAUAUGACCGUGGUGGAGCAGGGCUUUGAAAAGGUGGGUGACGUGACACAGGACAGCAUCUGUAGAGGGUGAAAUGUACAUUGAGUCGUUGCCUUUUUAUCCCUGAGAUUGCAUCAUGCACUCUCUCAUGCACAUCACAUAAUAUUUUGACUAACAAAUCAAAAGUAAACAAGACAAAGAGUCUACCUGUGUGGUUUUCUGGAGCUAUAUUUAAACUGAUAUUCUAACAUGCUCAUGCAAAGCUGCCAUAAAGGUCACCAUGUUUACAUUCUUACUCUGGAGCUCGACCAAACUGAAAUCGGCUUUUGAGGACAUGAGAGCGAACGCAGCCGUUGGGGAUGUGUUUGGAGUUGCAGCUUCGACACGUGACUCGGUGAUGACACGAGGUGUAAGCUGGAGAGAUCAAUAGGUGAUGAGAGAAUUAUGUGCACCACAUUAAACAACGAUCUGCCCGAGUAUCACUGAAUAAGAGGAUAAAAUAGACACUUUGAAUUUAACUCAAGUCAUAUAAGUGUGAGAUUUUGUAAAGUGGUGUAUGCUUUAGUAGCUGCAUCAAGCCCUCAGGGUGAUUUUUAAAGCAGGUAUCUCGUUUUUAUUUAGGUAUAAAAGUGAGUUUUUGAUCAAGAAUACACACUAAUAUUAAUAUUAAUAAUAAUUAUAAUAUUAUUUUACACCAUCAAGACUUAACAGAAUGGGUUUAAUUAAUAAUGAUUUAUGUUGGAAGUGAGGGGCAGAAAGUGGCACAUUUAUUCAUGCAUUAUGGGAAUGUUCUAAAAGUCAUAGACUACAUGAGUAAAUCAUUAAAUUACGAACUUCCCAGAUUAUUAAGAUUAUGUCUCCUUAGAGACAGAGCUGUGGUGCCCCUGCUGAAUAAAUACAGUUUUAGAAUAUUAAAAACUGGUCUGAUAACGUGCACAGUGUUUUUCUGAGGUGUUGGAAGGAACCCCGAGCUCCCACACUGAGUCUGUGGAAAACACAGAUGAUGGGGACUGUAGCAUGUGAGAAGAUGUUGGGGAGAUUAAAAAAGAAAAAUGGGAUAGUUUUAGUAGACAGAUGUGUAAACUUUGAACUUACCUGCCUGUCUUAUUUUUAUUUUCUUUUGUGUAUUUAUUUCUUAUUAUUUUUGACCUCCAUUACAUCUGUUUUGUUUAAUGUUCGUUUGUCGCAAAAAUAAUUAACUUUGAAUUAUAUAUAUAAAAAAAAAAAAAAUACACACUAAUGCCAAUCAAAUCAUAUGACUAAUAUUGAUCGACAGGGUGUGGUGGCUUUUAACACAUCUAGAAAGGUUGAUAAUAUCCUUGCAGAGGACUGACUUGGUUAAUUUUGUAGGGAACAAAUGUGGGUACUUUGUGUAAAAGUUUGAAAACUCUAACUCAAAAGUUUAGGGAGUUACAGGACAUGAAGUAAAAAGUGUUAAAACCAUCCCUGGUCUCCCCUAAUCAGACAUGUUAGUUUUGCAAAACUAGAACAUGUUCGUUAAAGUGGUCUAUCAGUAAUCUUGUGUUUGUUGACGUCACCUUUGCAGAGCGUCCUGGAGGGUCUGAUGCAGAAGAACCACAUCACGCAGCUGCUUCGGAUUCCUGACUCCGUGGUCCAGGCGGUCGUGCGUCAGGGCGAGCAUCUGUGCGCAGAGUCCGACCCCAGGAAAGGAGGCUAUCCGGCGGGAUACUGAGCAGAAGUUCAGGUCCUGUCUGCUCCGUCAGCCUGGACACACUCUCUCCUCAAAGACACUCUGACAGAGACACAACACAAACCUGUCUGCACUGACAAAUCAAGCAGUGUUUAAGCUAUGGAGACACCACUCCAAAAUGACUGCACUCCAAAAACCUCUUUCACUCAGACGCUCACUGUUAUGGCAUUAAUUUUGAGUUGUGAAGUAAAGUGAGAGGAUGCUCCUAUUUUGACUCCUGUAUCGUCUCUACAGGAUACAGGUCAGGAAGGUGGCGUUCGGGGAAGCCUCAAUCACGUCUGUCUUGUAUAAUAAACCUUCAAACCAUGACAUUUUACCGAAUGUUUACAAUAUUGACUCCCAGUAGGUGUAGGUCGUCUGUGUUUAAUUUAAUCUCUCAAACCAUGUGGAAAAAUUCAGCCGUUUGGGGGUUUUUGUUUUCAUGUCAAGUUGGUGAAAAUCCAACAAAUCCAAAAGCAGCAAACUUGCAAGAAGGUAUACUGACCACAAACUUAGGAUACCUCAGGUACUGUCUGACUUCCAUGUCUGCCUAUAAUCCUUUUCCUGAUGUCAGUGAAUCCAAACACGGGAAUCAUUUAGAGGAAGCUGUUGUUUUUUUUAUCGUGAUUCCUUAUUGAAGUUAUUAAUUUUUGCAACUGUAAAUGUUUGAUAUCCAGUAGAGG